GGGCUCUCACCAUUUUGUGAUUGGAGUGGAAAUAUACCGAUAUGUGACACCGGGAUUUUAUUUUGUCGUAUUGAGUGUUUUGGUUUUUUUUUGAAUUGAAGAAGGAACUUGUGAACCAAAGUGGAGCAGUAUUUAAGUUGGGGAAAAACGUUAGAUUUCAAAUUGGAUCCCCUUUAGUUGCAGGGUUUGUACAGAAGCUGUACUGUCUGAAGUGAUGGAGGGUGCAGAUGUCUUGCCCGUCAAAUCUAUCUACUGGCUAUAAACGCACCCCACUAGAUUCAGCUGAACCCAUUGUCAUUAAAGAGACAAUCAGAGAGAGAGAGAGAGGGUGUUUAUCUGAGUAAUCAGGAAGAGAUUACAGCAAUUGAGAAAGUGAAAGGUUGGGAUUUUAGCUUUGGAAUUGAUCAGGGUUUUUUUGGUAGGGUUUAAGGGCUGCUUGUUAAAAGGACCAAGAGAGAAGUUUGAGAGAGCGAAAGAUUAAAGCAAAAGAAAGAGGUGGUCUUUCUAUAUACACAGAUCCCUAUGGAAUGCAGGAGUGCUCCCCAGCACUUGUUGCUCUUUGAAAUUCAUUCUUUUUGUUUAGUUUAAAGAGACUGGUUUGGUUGUCUUUUGAGAGAGAAGGGGAGAGAGAGAGAGAGAGAGAGCAUGUGGGGAGUUCCAAGUGAUUGCGAGUGCAUAGAUUGUAGAGUCUCUUAGAAAAUUAUCUUGCAAUGAGUUCUUCUGCUACACAACAAAAGGCCAACCUUUGGCUUGGAGCACAAGAGAUUUUGGUAUGAUUAGUUUAUUUGCUUGUCAAUGAUUGACAAAGUCUUCCAGCAGCUGAUAGAGAUAUACUGUUAAAAUACAAAAAAGGAGGAGAGAGAGAUACGGGUAGAAGAUGAAGCGCACGAGUGAUAACAAUGAAAGCAAUAAUAAUAACUGGUUGGGGUUUUCCCUUUCACCUCACAUGAAAAUGGAGGUUCCUUCAGACCCCCAUCACUACCAUCAUCAUUCCCAGUCUCCUGCCGCUGUCUCUGAUGCUGUCACUACAAGCUUUUAUUUGCCAAAUCCUCAACUCAGCAACCCUGGAAUCUGUUUUGGAGUUGGAGAAAAUGGUGGGUUUCACUCUUCGUCGUCUGUAAUGCCACUGAAGUCUGAUGGGUCUCUCUGCAUCAUGGAAGCUCUCACCAGAUCACAAAAUGAAGGUAUUAUGCCAUGCCCCUCACCUAAGCUAGAGGACUUUCUAGGGAUUCAUGAGAGGGAAACAAUGGCUUUGAGCUUGGACAGUCUGUAUUAUCACCAAAAUGCAGAACCUGAAACAAACAGGCAACACUCAAUGGGUCUUUUUCAGGAACCAUUCAGGCAGCAGAACCAGUUCUCAUUUCAACAACACGCAUACUAUGCUGGAAUGCAAUACCAAACCAUGUAUCAGCCUCCAUUAGAGCAAGAACCCAAGGUCACCCAGCUUACAGAAUGUGAUUCCCAGAUCCCUCAAAUGGGAGAUGACGGUAUGCCUUGUUUGAGAAACUGGGUUACUAGGCAGUAUCAGACCCACAACCACAAUGCACUGGAGCCACAAAUGAAUGGUAGCAUUGUUGAUGAUGGUGGUGCCUCUGGGUCUGUUAGUGUAAUGGGUGGUGGGGAUUUGCAAUCUCUAACCUUGUCUAUGAGCCCUGGUUCACAGUCCAGCUGUGUCACAGCUCCUAGACAGAUCUCACCUACUGGUACUGAAUGUGUGGCCAUAGAAACAAAGAAGAGAGCUUCUGGAAAAGUGGGUCAAAAGCAGCCUGUUCAUAGGAAGUCUAUUGACACAUUUGGGCAGAGAACAUCACAGUACAGAGGUGUUACAAGACAUAGGUGGACGGGUAGAUAUGAAGCACAUUUGUGGGAUAAUAGUUGCAAGAAGGAGGGCCAGACCAGGAAAGGAAGGCAAGUGUAUCUUGGUGGGUAUGACAUGGAGGAGAAAGCGGCGAGAUCCUAUGAUCUUGCUGCCCUCAAGUACUGGGGACCUUCAACACACAUAAAUUUUCCGUUGGAAAAUUACAGGCAAGAACUUGAAGAAAUGAAGAACAUGACCCGCCAAGAAUAUGUCGCACAUCUACGAAGGAAAAGCAGUGGGUUCUCAAGGGGGGCUUCCAUGUACAGAGGAGUAACAAGACACCAUCAGCAUGGUAGAUGGCAAGCUAGGAUUGGCAGGGUUGCUGGAAACAAAGACCUUUAUCUUGGGACUUUCAGCACGCAAGAGGAAGCAGCGGAAGCAUAUGACAUUGCUGCAAUCAAAUUUCGUGGGGCUAAUGCGGUGACCAACUUUGACAUUACUAGAUAUGAUGUUGAGAGAAUCAUAGCCAGCAGUACUCUACUUGCCGGAGAGCAUGCUAGGCGUAACAAACAAAUCGAGUCAAGCAAUGAGGCCAUUGAUUAUAGUUCAUCAGCACAUAACAAUACUGAAUCUAUCCAAGUUGAUAACAAGAAUGGUGUAGCUGGUUCAGACUGGAAGAUGGGCUUGUAUCAGUCAUCACAGCAGCAAACUAAUGAUGACAUCAGAUUGCUUGAGCUGAACUCCAUCGACAAUGGUAGUUAUCGGCAUUCCUCAUUCUCAAUGGCCUUGCAGGAUCUUACUGGUAUGGAUUCUGCCAACUCUAUGCAGCAGCAAAUAGUGGAUGAAUCAACAAAAAUUGGGACUCAAUUCUCAAAUGCGUCAUCACUGGUCUCCAGUUUGGGCAGUUCCAGAGAAGCCAGCCCUGAUAAAGUCUGUCCUAGCACACUGCAUUUUGCUAAACCUCCAUUGGCAUCCAAGUUUAUCGCUGGUGUUAAUCCUUGGUUUUCAUCAACAACUCAGUUGACGCAUGCUGCUGCAGUCUCUAUGUCUCACUUGCCUGUUUUUGCUGCUUGGAAUGACUCCUAGAAUUGAAAAAAAAAAAAAAAAACCCCCUAUCUUGUCACUAUGUGGAAGUUUUGCAUGGAAAUGAAAAGGGAAACAGUGUGGUCUAGGCCAAAAGAAAAAAGGGGUUUUGAUUUUGAUUAUGUUUAGUGGAGGACAAUCAGUGGAUCAAUGGAAGACAAAAAUGGUGGGAUAGUUGUGAUCUGUCUGUAACCCAAGUGCAAGAAACUUUUCUUUCAACAUGGUUUUAACUUUUGGCUCUUAUUGGAAUCAAGAUUAUGCAAAAUGGAGGAACGAUUAAAUUCUAUGAAAUGAUGUUUGAACCUUUAUACAUUA
Tripterygium wilfordii is the source of this 3196-nucleotide messenger RNA. RefSeq names its product AP2-like ethylene-responsive transcription factor ANT. The record is from RefSeq and is a predicted model, not a curated record. The transcript is spliced from 9 exons. The coding region runs from base 878 to 2884 and encodes 668 amino acids. NCBI's taxonomy places the organism in Eukaryota, Viridiplantae, Streptophyta, Magnoliopsida, Celastrales, Celastraceae. Gene Ontology annotation, molecular function: DNA binding; DNA-binding transcription factor activity. Gene Ontology annotation, biological process: regulation of DNA-templated transcription.